Molecule: messenger RNA, 2400 nt
Organism: Closterium sp. NIES-65
Lineage: Eukaryota; Viridiplantae; Streptophyta; Zygnematophyceae; Desmidiales; Closteriaceae
Source: the annotation of a GenBank genome assembly
AUGUCGGACUACGUUCCGCUGGCAGCCCAGGCGCGGGUGAACCUGACCGGUGACGCCACAACGACGGCCGGCGUCCGCCCCACCACCAUUCCGGCAGUGACGCUGCGUCUGAUUUACGAUCUAGAUGCGUUGGCUACAAUUCCCGUCGACCCUGACAUUCCGCCGCCACCUGUAGGCGAUCCCCAAAAGCGACGUCCUAUCGAGCCGGAGGAGGACUCCUCGUCUAGCGAUGAGGAGGAGGAACCCCAGCCCGGCCCGGGACCUAGACGCCAACGUCGGCCGCUCACUCGAGCCGAGAGGGAUCGAAGAGAGAUAGAGGCGGCGUUGGCCGAGGACGAACCCGAGGAUAGGCUGCACGCGAGCGUCCCGCGAGGAGAGUUUACGGCGGCUGAGUUUGUGGUCGAGGAUCUGAAGAACAGCGACACCGAAGUGCUGACAGCCAAUGCCCUUCGCCACACGGAGACGCUCGAGGAAGGGUCGUCGCUGCGGCAGUACAUAUCGUGGAUACUAGACUACAAGCGGUGGGCGGUGGAUGCUCUUCCAGCGCGAGAGACCCUCAUCGAGGCAAUGAGGAGCGAAGAGGGCAACACCGCCAUGCGCACGCAGCCGAUCAAGCCUUGCACGGUCAACAUGCUACUCGGCCGCAUCAAGGCCCUUCAGAUGGCGGCCAAGGUAGAGGCGACCCUGUACAAGGAGAAGGAGCUGCACAUCAUGCAGGACAUCUCGGUCGUCCGGACGGAAGUGCGCGUCAUGGUUCGCGGAAAGAACAAAGCCGACACCAACGUACGCGAGAUCACGCUCGCCGACAUCUUUCUGUACCGCCUUGCUAGCGGGUCGUCGGUGAACCCUGACAACCAGCCAAUGGUCAUGGUCAUCGCGCAGCGCAACUCGAAGACGUGCAAGGACGCCCGUCUUCAUCACAGCUACGCGGCGAGGCACUUAGAGGCGGAACUGUGUGCUGUGGGCGAUACAAUCCUCUGGCUGCACUUCAUCUACGACCAGGUCCCCCAGAUCUUCGGCGUCCCCAUAAUUCCGCCGCUGGACGUACGCCGACCGGAGCUUUGGUACGACAAGCAUCUCUUCUUCGCCCACUACGACAAGGAUCAGGGUUUGCUGCCGUCGUCGAGCCAGCAACGAAUCACUCGGCAGCUGUGGACGGCCAACAAGGUUUUCAUCAAGCGCAACGUGCACGCCGCUCGCGCCGGCGGGGCACAAGAGCUGGCUGACCAAGGCACGCCGCGCGCCGAGAUAGCCGAAUUGGGUCACUGGGCUAUUGACAAGAUGACGAGGAGUUACAUCACUUCAAUUCCAGUCGGGGUGGUGAUGAGGAAGGCCGGCUACUCCGGAGUCCGAAGCGACUACUUCCUGGGCCGCAGCAGGCUACCUCCCAGCGCAGACCUCGAAAAAACCAUCGCCGCGCACAUAUUUCCCGGCGUCGAGGAACAGUUGGGGGCGGCGUGGGCGAAGGACAUCGAGAAGACUGACAACGAGACGAUCGCCAAGCGCCGGUCGCCGAUCCCGACCCAGCCAGCUGAAAUCUCAGCCCGCCUGGACGCCGAAUUUCAAGUCGACCUUCUGAACGAGACGCUGGCCCACGAGAGGCACAAAGCGACGCUCAAGCAGAUGAAGGUGGAGAAGGAGCUCGAGGAGGCGCGUGCUGCUAUCGCGGCGAGGGACGCCGAGAUCGCCCGGCUGAUGGAGGAGCUCAAGAUCUUCGAGGCACGUAGGGCGCCAGCGCCACAGGCGCCUUCUAGGCCGACGACCCUGGAAGAGGAGGCAGCUGCGGCCGCUAAGCAAGCUCAGUUGGACGCCGACGCUCACUACGAGGCCCUGGUUGUCGACCCAUGGAGAAGGGCCGAGACUGUGGCAGAGGCCUGGCGCUUCUGGAACUGCCCCACCACCACGGACCGCCGGCGUCUCUGCGACAGGAUCAACGAGCCAAGUUUCAUCGGGCGGCACAGCCUCCUGGGCAAGUCGUCGGCCAACGCAAAACAGGGUGAGAUGCGCCGAAUGAGGAGGGCGAUGGAGGCCGUGCGCCGCUUCCGCUCGUCAGACGGAGAGGCCGACACCGCCGCCGUCAUCAAGAAACUCGACGAGCUCGCUGCGUCGGGAAUUGUGACCUUCUGCGAUGCUCUGAAGAUCAUCGACGCCGACGCGCUUCCGAUACGCACGGAGGGGAACUUGGGCAUCAAGGGGCUUUCUAAGGGUGAAAAGCCCAAGCUGACGGUUGCUUGGGGACUGGUGGCGGCGGGAUACAUGACGCACAAGUGGGGCGAGGACAUGUUCCCGACCACGUGGGAAGAGCAGAAAGCUGUGGCGGCCGAAGCGGCCGCGGAGCAGGCCGCUGGAAGACCGCCGCCGCUGCCGACGAAGACGUCCAAGCGUCGGAAGCCGGGCUGA